This is a messenger RNA of Emericellopsis atlantica, 1581 nucleotides long. RefSeq names its product POT family protein. Gene Ontology annotation, biological process: oligopeptide transport; transmembrane transport. Gene Ontology annotation, molecular function: dipeptide transmembrane transporter activity; tripeptide transmembrane transporter activity. The record is from RefSeq and is a predicted model, not a curated record. NCBI's taxonomy places the organism in Eukaryota, Fungi, Ascomycota, Sordariomycetes, Hypocreales, Bionectriaceae. Gene Ontology annotation, cellular component: fungal-type vacuole; plasma membrane. The transcript has 7 exons. The coding region runs from base 1 to 1581 and encodes 526 amino acids.
AUGGAUGUCGAACUCGAAACCAAGAAGACCGCGGGUGGCGAUACCACCAUCCAAAAUGUCAACACGUCCGAGUCGGUGCAGUUUGAGAAGCCUGGUGAUGCAGACCCUGUUCCACUGAGGAGGAUCCCCGACAAGAUGCCCAAGCUGGCUCUUCUGAUUCUGGCUGUCGAGCUCGGUGAACGCUUCACCUACUUUGGUCUGAGUGGUCCUAUCCAGAACUACAUCAACAAUCCCUACGCGCCAGGUUCAGAUCUCCCCGGAGCCCUCGGCAAGGGUCAAGCCGUGGCAACCGCCUUGGGCAACUUCUUCAAGUUCUGGGCCUACACCUCCACCAUCAUCGGCGCCAUUGUCGCGGACCAAUAUCUAGGCAAAUACCGCGCUAUCCUCCUCGCCGGUACCAUCUACACCUGCGGCCUCGUUAUCCUCGUCGCCACCUCGACGCCCGCCGGUAUUAACAGCGGCGCCGGUCUCGGUGGGCUCAUCGCCGCCAUGGUCACGAUUGGCCUUGGUACUGGGGGCAUCAAAGCCAACGUGACGCCCAUGUGCGCUGAGCAAUACGCCAACUCUGGACCGGUGCUCAAGAGACUCAAGUCUGGAGAGCAGGUCAUUGUUGACCCUGAGCUGACUGUUGGGCGGCUGUUCAUGUGGUUCUAUUGGGUGGUGAACAUUGGGGCCUUGUCACCACUGAUCACUGUCACGGUGGAAGCUCGCCACUCCUUCUGGCUGGCCUAUCUCAUCCCUCUCAUUGCUAUCCUUCUGUCAUUGGGAGUCUUCCUCCUCGGACGAAACAAGUACAGCAAGGUCCCUCCCAUGGGCUCCGCCAUCCUCGACGCCGUCCGCACCGUUCGAAUCGCCAUCCAGGAGCGCAGCUUCGACAACGCAAAGCCAUCUUCGCUCCGUGAACAUGGUCACCAGGACAAGUAUCCGAUCGCCCGCCAAGAACGGUACACAGACGAGUACGUUGGUGAGGUCAGGACGGGACUCAGGAGCUGCAAGAUGUUCCUCUUCUUCCCAUUCUACUUCAUCUGCUGGAACCAAAUGUGGAACAAUCUCAUCUCGCAAGCCGGUCAGAUGGCACUGCACGGCACACCCAACGACCUUCUCCAGAACCUGGAUCCCAUCGCGCUCUGCAUCUUCAUCCCCUUUCUGGAUAUCAUCGUCUACCCUCUCCUCCGAAAGUAUAGGAUCAACUUCGACCCCGUGACCCGUAUCUUCGUCGGGUUCAUGACCGCCUCCCUCUCCAUGGUCUACGCCUCUGUGUUGCAGCAUUACAUCUACAACUCGCCACCAAAGAGCAUCCACGUCUGGAUCCAAGCGCCUAGCUAUAUCCUUGUAGCAUUCUCUGAAGCCUUCUUCAUCAUCACUGGUCUGGAGUUGGCAUUCACACAGGCCCCCAAGACGCUUCGCUCCGUCGUCUCUGCCCUGUUCUGGCUCACCAUCGGCAUUGCAGCUGCUAUCUGUAUUGCCCUCAGUGCUGUAUCGCAAGAUCCUUAUCUGGUGUGGAUGUACGGGUCUCUCGCUAUCGUUGGCUUCGUUGCGGGCUGUGCGUUCUACUGGUGCUUCUACCCUAAGAAGAGGUGA